Anopheles darlingi is the source of this 5734-nucleotide messenger RNA. Its product is annotated as MPN domain-containing protein CG4751. Gene Ontology annotation, cellular component: BRCA1-A complex; BRISC complex. The transcript has 6 exons. The record is from RefSeq and is a predicted model, not a curated record. Bases 291 to 5093 code for a protein of 1600 amino acids. Gene Ontology annotation, molecular function: polyubiquitin modification-dependent protein binding; metallopeptidase activity. Gene Ontology annotation, biological process: double-strand break repair. Lineage: Eukaryota; Metazoa; Arthropoda; Insecta; Diptera; Culicidae.
GUGAGGAAACCGCAAGCCAAAUUUUUGCUGCAAAUAAAUGCACAAUUUUACGGCCCGGAACCGGAAAAAGACUGUUUCCCUGCACGCCGGACACGGCCGGGACCGUGAGGAGUGUGAGGAGCGUGUUGUGAAACCCGUGGUCAGUGGUUAAAGUGCUCGGCAGAAAGGAUUCCUGAUUCGGUUCGCGUUCGCAUCGUUUUGUCUUUUUUCCGCAAAGAACGCGACUACGAAGAACAACAAGAAGAAACAACGCGUUCCGGGACAAAUUUUUGGGAAAAACCGAAAAAACCAUGUCAACAAAGGCCAGCGAGGAAGAAUCGUCCUCCCAUUUGGAUGAGAGCGAUAUCGUGGAUGACUUCAACGAGGAGGAUGCGGAUAAGUUGGGAUACUUCCCCGGGAAGACGGUCACGCUGCAGAUGCUGCUCGGAGCGCACGUAUUGCAGCCGGGCAAGGGCGCGAUGACGAUAGAGUACUUGGGUCAAAAGUUCAUCGGAGAUCUGCUGGCCGAUGGAAAGAUCAAAUCGCAGGAAACGGAAACCAUUUUCUGUUCCCCAAGCGCCUGGGCCAUCUACUGCAAGCGAAUCAUCAAUCCGGAUAAAAAGUCCGGCUGCGGGUGGGGCUCAGUAAAGUACAAGGGGCGCAAGCUGGACGCCUACAAGGUGGCCUACUAUCGCAAGCAGCAGAAAGAACGUGACCACAAGGAUGAACCUCUGCCCGGUGCCGAAGAUUUGGUGGAAGAGACGGAAGAAGAUAAAACGGCAAUGGAACCACCAGCGGCAAGACGCAACAUUGUCGCACACAACACGAUCAGCAAUCGGAACGUGAUGCACGAUUCCAACACACUGAUCGAAGCAGUCCCGUUCACCUCGAUUGGUAAGAUGCAACCGUUCCUGGUGACGGUGAGCACUUCGACGCUGCUCGUGAUGGAUUUUCACUGUCACCUGACCAACCACGAAGUGUGUGGUUACCUCGGUGGGACUUGGGAUAUCAAUGCGCACAAUCUCUCCAUUACGCACGCGUUCCCGUGCCGCAACACGCGCCAUGAUCGUGAUAAGGCCACACUCUGUGAGCUGCAGAUCCAGAAGCUGAUGAUCAAGAAGAACAUCAAUCUGGUCGGGUGGUACCACUCCCAUCCACGCUUUCCGGUGCAGCCGACACUGCGUGACUGUGAUGCACAGCUUGACUACCAGAUACGGAUGCGUGGUCCAACCGAAGCAUCCUACAUUCCAUGCAUUGGAUUCAUUUGCUCUCCCUAUGAUGAUCAAAAUGCUGCACUCGAGUCGAAUCUGAUGUCGUUCUGGGUAACGCCACCACCGGAGAACCGUCCGUCAGAGUACGGGCGGCCUAUGCUAAUGACCUAUACGCUCGUGCAGGACGAGACACUGUCGGAGGAUGUAAAAGAGGAGAUGAUGCUGACCGUCGAUUACUAUAAGCAGUUCAAACGUGAGCUCAUUAACUUCUCCGCCGUCUACUCGCCACACAGUGUCCCGUACAUUGAGAAGCUGCGCAAAUCGCUAACGCCACGUUUUCCACGUGAUUCCACAUCUGGUCACUUUUGGAAUUGGAUCCGCGAACUGCUUGGGCUAGAUCCGGAAGAGAUUCCGGUGCCGGUUGUUCCGGUCGCUCCCGAUCCACCACCACCGGUUAAGGGAGAAGAGACGCCGGCCAACAGCACCACCACUACCGUUGCCGCCAUGCCACCGAUUGUCAAUUUGGCGGAGGAAGGUGGCAGCGUGACGACGGAGACGAAAAAUGAUGAAGACUUCGAUGGUGCCUCGGAGAUGGGCGAUUCCGAUGUCAUCUCGCUGAAGGAUGACGACGGUAAGGGUGGUGGUACCCCCGCCGGUCCAACACUUGCCGUACCGAGCCUUCAGGCACAGUUGAAGCGUCCUUCGGGCUUAAACAUGACUCCGUCACCGCUUUCGAGCUCACUCGUUGUGCUACCGACGAAUCUCAGCCAAUCAGGCGGCCAAACGGCAACAACAACGACCACUGCAACGACAGCCACCAACCUGUCGAUAAGCGCCAGCAACUCGCUUACUGCCACCAAUCACCACCAGGCACCAGGACAAGGACAGGGGGGUGCUGUACCACUGCAGGGCCAAAACAUGAUGUCCACGAACCCGGUAACGACGUCAUCGCCACGAGACAGUCCUAUUACGAUUCCCUCUAACUCGGCUAGCCCUGCCAAGUUUGAGGUGCCCGUACGAGCCAGCCCUUCGCCAGCGAAAUCAGAUACCUCAUCCUGUCGCAGCCGGACACGCAACUCACCAGCCCCGAGUCCCGGCAAGUUGUCGAUCGGUGACAUACUCGGCGGUAACGGUGGUGUCGGUGGUAGCCGAAACAGUCCUACGCUCAGCUCACUGAUCGGUGCUGUUGGAGGUAGUGGAGCAGGAACCGGUACUGUAGUUGGCACUGCAGCUGCAGGCAGUGGUGCAACCGGUGCUUCUAAUAUUCAGGACCUCUAUGCGGCCACAUUCGCCUCGUUGGGCAAUGUGCUACCAUCGAACUUGCUCUCGCAAGACUAUGCGGCUCUGUUUGGUCAGAGUCCGGGUGCAGCGGGAGGCAAACAGCGUGGCGAUGAGUACGGUCUAUCGGCUUUGACGGCACUGGCACAAGUUGCAGCCGCAUCCGGUCUCUCCAACUCGCAGAUCAACGAAACAUUACUUCACAGCCUCAACCGUAGCAUGUCGUCGAAGGGCGGUGUCGGUACCGGACCGACGUCUUCCGCGUCAACACUCACUUCGAACACCGGGUCGACGGUCUCGAGUAAUGCCGGUGGUAGUGGAGGAAGUGGUACGGGAGCUGGUUUACCGCCGAUACCAAACAUGAAGGAAUUCAUGCAGCAGCUGGAGAAGGGCAAUCUCAGCCUACUGAUGCAAUCGCAGUACGGAAAUCCGUUGGUCGGAAUGGGCGGUGGUAUGCCCGGUGUUACCGGUGCCGGAACACCCCCACCCAACACCUCGAACGCGACAGGAGGAGGAGGAGGAGGUGGUGGUAGUACAGGAGGAAAAUCGGGCCGUUCCUCCAGCAAGGCGUCUCGCGCGAAAGCGAACCAGCAGGCUGCGGCAGCUGCAGCUGCAGCCGCAGUGGCAGCUCAGCAGCAGCUACAGCAAGCACAGCAAGCGUUGCUGCAACACCAAUCGAUGAUGGAUUAUGCCGACUUCUCGAGCAAAUUCGAUCAAAGCAAGCUGGCCGAUCUGAUGAAGUCGCCCGAGUACUCGCAGAUGCUGCUUCAGCAAGCCCAAGCCCUCGGCAGCCUUGGCAGUGAGAUUUCGAUUGUGAAAAAAUCUGGCAAGGGUAGUGGUGGUAGCGGCGGUAAUGCGAACAAUCGUGAUUCGCAAAACAAUAACAGCAGCGGAGUUGGCGCGAGCUACGGCUCGGGAAGCAACGCACACAGUGGUAUAGGUGGUGGUCACCAUCAUUCACCUUCACCGUCGCACACCGGCGGUGGCGGGAACUCAUCAUCAUCUGGCGCAUCCUCGAAGAAGGACACUCAAGCGCAAGAGUUGAUUGCGAAGCUUCGGACCGUGUUCUCCACCGAUUCCUUCUUACCACCAAUGCCGACCUCGGCCGACGUCAAUCUGCUAGUGGAGCAAUCGCAGAAGUAUCCUGUCAUCAAUCAGAUUCUCAACUCGGGCAACCUGGAAGACAUUCAGGUGCUAAUGAAAGCACAAUCGUUGUCGAACAAUUCACUCGACUUUGCUGCCUUCAUUGGCCAUUCGAGUGGCAGCUCUGGCGGUGGUACGAAUGGAAGCUCAAUCGGAGGAGUAGGCCACGGUGAGCCAUCGUCGUCGUUGUCGUCCUUGUCCGGUGGAAAGAGCGGUAAAGGGAAUAGCAACAGCAGCAGCAGUAACAAUGCGAUGAAGGAUGAUGGUGGAAUGGCGGCUGCUGCAGCCGCUGCCGCGGCCAUGAAUCCGUACUUGGGUGUUUCCAAUCUGUCCGCACUGUUCGAGCCGAUACAGCGAUCCGGUGGCAAGGGCAGUAAAGCGGACAAAGCAGCUAAGGCGGCAGCUGCUGCUGCAGCAGCAGCCGCUGCGGCCGCUGUUAGCAGCGCCUCAAUGACGAACCCAACCGAUAUGCUCAACAGUCUCUUCACGACGGCCGUUGGUGGUGGUGCUGGUGGUCCUGGGGUUGCCGAUAUGAAUGCGCUUCUGUAUAGUCAGGCGGCGGCAGCAGCAGCAGCCGCUACCGGUGGCAAAGGAGGUCCUGAUUUGAAUCUUCUCUUCGGAGCGAGUGGAACGGCCGGACUAGGAGGAUCCCUCGGUGGCAACCAAUCGGCCGCUGGUUCUCCCGGUGGUUCUGGUGGUUCCGGUGGCAGUGGUGGUAAAACAGCGGCUGCUGCAGCUGCUGCCGCAGCGGCCAGCCUGGACUAUCUGUCCAUGUUUCCCAAUUUCUCAGCUGCCGCGGCCGCUGCCAAGCUACCGGACAUGUCGGCCUUGUUCAACCAGGAGAAGUACGAAAUUCCGGAUCCAAUGGCGAAGGCAACCCUGGAAGCGAACAACAUGUAUCUGGCCCCAUCAGCCUCGCUGCUCAAGCUGCAUCAGGAAGCGUUCAACUCGAUGCUGAUGAAACCACCGAAGUCCUCGUCCAGUUCAACCACUUCUUCUUCGGGCAAGAUCGAAACACCACCAUUGUCGUCUGGCGCAGGCGGUGCCGCUUCCUCCGGGUCGAUUCUACCUUCCUCAUCGCCUGGCGCACGCUCCACUCCGACGAAAUCGGCCAACCGAGAGAGCCCGUCCCUCGUAGAAGGACGAAGCAGCGGAGGGGGUAACUCCAAGUACAACUUCUCCGCCGUAGAUCUGGCCGUUUCCAGUGUCGUUCCGCUCGCUGCUAGCUCACCGAUCGGUGGUAGUGGUGGUGGUGCAGCUGAUCUGUCCCGUAAAACACCGCAAACGCCGCCCGUCGAUAUGUCUCGCUCUUCACCGGCCAUUCCUGCCACUGCCAGCUCACCCGGUGCCGGUUCGUCAUCCUCCUCGUCCGGCAUAUUGCCACCGUACAAGAAGCGGAUGGAGUUCGCCUCAAUUGCCGAUCUGGUCGCUGCUCCUCCUGCCAAGAUACCGAAAAUGUCGACAGAAAAUCUGGAUCCCUAAAUUGGGCAGGAUAGUUUGGGAUUUGAUUUGGACCUGAAUUUUCCUCUCGAGUAGAAUUAGGAUUUAAGGGCUCGAUCGUACGAACACACACCACCUCAACAGCCAGAUCCCUUCUUCUUUUAGUAUUCUAGUGUAGUUCUGAAGCACAACGGCCGGCACCCCACAAUCGGUGGAAGUAUGAGCAGGCCGAUGUAUUGAGUUGAGGGACGAUAAGUGGAAAUAAGCUCGAAAAGGUGGGACGAAUACGGAUCGGGCUAUCGAGUAGAACGGUACGUAACGUAGAGUAACGGAUGAAUCUCAGUAGCAGUUGAAUAGCACAGAGCUGCCUGCCUACCCGGUUUGGCAACUAACACAUGACGAAAACAAACACCCAUUUACAAUUGAAAGUAGUAUCUUAAGGCAGGUAAAAGAAAGCAGAACAGAGGUGCAGCAGAGAUGUGAAUUAAGCGAUUAGAUGAAACCCAUAUAUCUCUCGCUCUCCAUUUGCAUAGGGAUCAAAAUCGAUCACAACAAUCGUCGAGUCCGAUGAUUACGGUGUAUUCGAUAUCCCUCGAGGAUGAAAGGAUGCUGAAGCUGCUAUAGGCAGCCUCUAAAAAGCAAGUAUUAGAGAAUAAAUACCUUAAUUGCAUUUUGCGUGUAAA